This is a messenger RNA of Mesorhabditis spiculigera, 282 nucleotides long. The record is from the annotation of a GenBank genome assembly. NCBI's taxonomy places the organism in Eukaryota, Metazoa, Nematoda, Chromadorea, Rhabditida, Rhabditidae.
AUGCCCUUCAAGCCCGUCGAGCACCCGAAAUGCCCGAAAUGCGGCAAAUCGGUGUAUGCUGCCGAGGAAAUGGUCGCUGGCGGCUACAAAUGGCACAAAUUCUGCUUCAAGUGCAACAUGUGCAAUAAAUUGCUCGAUUCGGUGAACGUGGCCCCGCACGAGGCCGAGCUCUACUGCAAAAAUUGCCACGGGCGAAAGUACGGCCCCAAGGGCGUCGGAUUUGGCCUCGGAGCCGGCUGCUUGACGACGGACUCGGGCGAGCGGUUCGGCAACACCAAGCAG